AUGGACGCCGUGCGGUUGCCCGAGAGUCGUGCAUCUUCAAGUGCGAACAGCACCGCCGCGGAAAAGGCAUCGCCGUCCCAACAAUCGACGGCUGUUGUCGGCGCGUCGACACGGCGUCGUGCGACGCGGCGUCCCGAAGCAGGCGGGACGUCGACCUUCUGGCGACGGCGGCCGCUGCUUCAGCGGAGCCAGACCUGCCUGGGCGACGUGGAGCGAAAGGCGAAGAAGAAAUCGUCCGCUUCGUCGUCCGACCGCUGUCCCGGAGGUGGCACCGAGGACUACUGGUUCCUCGAGCCCGCGAGCGCUAGUUCAACUGUUGUUACUCCCGUCGGUGCCAGUGCGAGUGGUGCUGGGAUAGUUGUUGAAGAGCGCGCUCAAGCGGGGGACAGGAAAUUGCGUAGUGCCGACCGGAACUCUAAAGGCGGUUCUUGCCUCUUCCUGUCGCAGUGCUGUUGCCAGACGAAAGGACAGCAACGAAGCGAAUGCUCCCCGCAUUUCUCGCCAUCUAGGUCGGCGGCCCCUACAUCCCCAAGCAUCAGCUGCGGCUCGUCAUCGUCAAAGAACGCAGCCGAGAACCAGCGGUUCAGCAACAGUGGCAGCAAGUCGAGCCCUCAGCCGCCACCACACCAGUCACAGGCCUCCGGUUCGAGCUCUGUGUCGGCGUCCUCUGCCAUCCAUAGCGAACCCGGCAUCAAGGCCUCUAAGACAGCGGAUGAAGCUGCAGCAUCAGCAGCGGCGUCGGCAGCAGAGGCAUGCGGCGACGACGCUGGCGAUGUGCAGUACUGCGACCCUUGGGACACGGGCCCAGCCGCCGUGGCUCUGCGGCUGCUGAGAGCCGAAGAGCAGCGCAACAAGAGCCCCACUCCGGCACACACCAGCCCUGCCACAGGGGGGGCGCUGUCCGCCGACGAGAUGGCCCGCCAGCGGCACAUCUACGAGACGGCGUUCGACUCACGCGUCAAGCAGCGAGACCCGGACCAGGACUUGGACCGAAUGGCCCAGAGCCCUGUACUCCUCGCUGGGCUGCAGCAGCAGCCCCGUGCAGGCCCCCUCUACCCGGUGCCGUCAUCAUCCUCAUCUUCGGGAGUGUCAGUUACGCCAGGUCGUAAGGGAGGCAUCACAAGGCAGCCUUCAUUGCAGGAUGCCUGUUGCCCGAAGCCGCCACCGCACCAGGGGAGCAGUAGCAGCACUUCAGCAUCUUCUAACGUUCAGCAGCAACCAGCACCAACACCUCGUGGUUCGAGCAACAGUGGUGGUGGCAACCCUUCAGUUCCGAUUCCUGCCACCAGAGGGCAGGGUUUGGCGAGCAAGCAAGCGUCAGCGGCCGACAAGGCCAUUUACCAGAACCAUCCAUUACCACAGUCCCCUAUUUCUGAGAACCCCCCUGCUGCACCUCUCGGCGCUGUCGCCGUUAAGCGCAGCAUCCACGCAGGUGUCAAGGUGCUCCCUUCAGAGCCAGUGCGGCGCCCAAGGCAUGGUGGCCACCGCAAGGAAGGGGAGCCUAUGGCCCUGGCGCCAGUGCUGCUCAAUGGGUUCCGCUCUACAUCCUCAGACAAUGUGUCGUCAUCCUCCUCCUCAGACAACAGUCCCCGCAGGCCUGAUGAGAAACGAGGCCGGCAUGGUCCAUUACAGCCAGUUGCUGCUAAUUCCAGCCAUGUGGCAAGCACGGCAGCACCGCUUCAAAAUGGCUCCAGCUGCGCCCUCCAGUCAUUCAGAGCAUCACCAUCCGUGGACAGCCUCUCCAACUCAUCCUGUGAUAGUCCUCGAAAACCUGAGGAAAAGCGGGGGAGACUGGUAGCAGCCGCACCACCCACAGUAAUCAAUGGAGCACCCUUUAAGACUAUCCAGUGCAGAAAAGGAAUCUCCUCAACUUCGGCUGAAAUUGAUAAUGCUGAGCGGAGGCUCUCUGACAACAGCAAGCGGUAUCCUGCUGCAAGACCACUGCUUACGCACAAUCAAAGCCCCAGCUCGGACUCGAGACCAGAGAGCGACUACGACCGGCCCUGGGACUUGCCAAGGAUCAAGCGCAGCAAUGGUGACUCGCCUCCGCAAGUCCCCGAUCAUAGGUCCCGGCCGGCAGUGCAGUCGCCCACGCAGCACACUCCAGCGGCGCCGCCCUCGGCCGUCCGGCUGCCCCCUCCGUCCCCCGAGAGCACGGCUCCACAAGCCUCAGAGCUCUGUCGCGCCAGCCCUGCGCCAACAGCUUCGAGCAGCAGUGGCGGUGGCCCCAGUUCAUCCUCCCCUUCAGUGGCCAUGAUGGCCUCCUCUUCCUCAUCCUCGUCCAACACGUCCAUCACGAUGGAGUCACCUGCCGCAGGUCCACCUGCCAGGCCCAGCGCUCCAGCACGACCCAUGCUCAACCUGAACUUGAACCUGAAUGCAUCGAACUCGCCUAAGCGGUCUCGGCACAACCUUACACUUAACUUUGGUUGCGCCGCUUUGAGCGUCGUCGGCGAGAAAGUAGACACCAGCGUCGCUCUUGAAAAGCAGGGGUGGUACCAUGGCUCGAUCAGUCGCCUUGAUGCUGAGAACUUGCUCAGGGUUCUGAAGGAAGGAAGCUACCUCGUCCGCAACAGUGAAAGUUCCAAGCACGACUUCUCACUCUCCCUGAAGAGUGCACGGGGUUUCAUGCAUAUGAAGAUAGUGCACAAUGAAGACGGGAAGUUUAUAUUGGGCCAGUUCAGCAAGCCCUUCGAAAGCAUCCCUGAGAUGAUCCACCACUACUCAGUCAACAAGCUGCCCAUCAAGGGAGCCGAGCACAUGUCGCUUCUCUACCCAGUCAUUGACCAGCUUCUCUGAAAAUGCAUUGGACUGUGUGUCACCUGCUGUGUGCUGGCAGCAUCAUAUAGAAUACCUUUAAUUUCUUUAUUUUCUUUCAAAAUGCCCAUUCUCUUCUUCAAUGUUUUAUAUUGUACUACUGAGUGACAGAUGCCAAAAAAAAAAAAAAAGAGAGCCAAGCUCUCUGCACAAUUUAGAGCUUUCUUAGAGUUAGGCAGUGUACAAAAACAGUACACAUGUCGAAUUCUCUUUUCAGCCUUUCCUGUCUGCCUGAGUAAGGAUGUAGCUAUCUGAGAUUGUAAGCAAACAACUUCUGUGCAUAUUCUGAGCAAAGUAUUACAACUUUUGAAAUUUAGCCUUCUUUAAUGUUGUGCAUUUUCAUGAAUGAGUAAUAUUGCUUGCAUGUUUCAAGCAGAAUGGUGCCACGUUUCACACAAAGAGCAUACACGGUUCUUUUUAAACUGAAGUGAAAUUUUACUGCUGACUUAUUUGUGUUUCUUUAUUCUAGCUUAUUCCAUCAUUUAUCUUCUCAUUAUCUUCUCUCAUUAGAAACCAAACAGUCAUGACAUCGUUGUGUCAACAGCUCUGUUAAUUGUCACUCGCAGGAUUUUCGAAGUACUAGCAGAUGUUGCUUUCCUUUAUCUGAAGCUUCAGAAGCAGCUUUCUGGGCCUUAUUUGUCCAUUUCCUUAUCUAUGACAACUGUCGUUGUACUUAAGUGAAAUGUCCUGUGUGGAAGGACUCACUCUCAAGUCUAGAUGUCAAACCACUUCAUUUGUUGGUGGCAACAUUCCAUUAUACAUAAUUCACUCUGUUUCUACUGCACAUUAGAUAAUUAAGAAGUGAGGUUAUGUACUUAAUCUUACCAAGUAUUUAUUUCAUUGUUUCCAUGGUGUGAAAUUUUCUAGUCGGUUUAGGCACUUCCUAAGGUACAUAUACAUUUUGUUUCGUAUUACGAAGAGGGUGAAGAUGCGCAUGUGAGUAGUGUAAAAAGUGUUUUUAUUGCCAGUUGCACAGCUGAUGUAUAAGAAUGAAAACAUGCAGUAUGCUUAAGAGGAGCGAAGUGGUCUUUGACCAGAGAAGUGCAUCCAUGGUGCUUUGACUGCCUACAUGUUAACUAUAUCAACAUGCGGCAAGCUUGGGCAGGCAUUCUGCAUCAAAAUCAAAUUCCACUUGAAGAUGCUCAUGCGGUCGCAUUCAGCUUGUGUUUAGCAGUUUUUACUUUUGUUUACCCUAUUGUCAUGCAGAUAAAAAAAAAUGCUGAGGGGUUGUCCUUGAUAAUUAGCCUUUCUCCUGCUGCUAACAGUUUUAUUAUACUGGCUUCCAGAAUGUCUAUAAUUGGUUAGACACAGAAAUGGGCUAAUAAUUUUGUUGAACCGUAGGUGCCAAUUAAAUGUUUCUGCUAGGGUGUAGACUUUCAGAUAUAUUAUUGUGCUUUUACCUCCUUCUUUUCCUAUAUCUGAACAUGCACAAAAAUUAAUUUCAUUGGGGGUGUUGGCACAUAUUAGGCACUUGCCUCAAGAGCCUACACCAAAUGUCAGUGUACUAUAUUAUCAUUUUCUGCAGUUAAAAGGUGUAAGGAUGUGGCUGUAACUAUUCUUUCAAUUUGCAACGUGGAAUGGAUAUAAAAACAAAAGGCUUGUAUAAGCAGGAAACUUCCAGCUGACAUGCACGUGCCUCUCUAAAAAUAUGCAAAUCUCUACAAUGUAUUAUAUGGUGCUCUUAAAAUUUGCAUACCUAACAAACAGCAAUUAGCCCUGUAAGAAAUUAGUGUUUUGCUUUUGGGAGCUCCCAGUGUGGAAAGUAAUUGGCCACUAGCACUCACUUGCACCUUCAUGAAAAAUAGGCAGAAAAUUAAUAUGCAUGUCGUUGUUAUGGUCGCCUUCAACACACUUGAUCUCCGGCACCAUCAGACAAACCAGCAGUGAGGUUACACAGUUAGCAUGACGCAGUAGCUCAAUCCUCUCAGAGAAAUUUCCCACCUUCAUACAAGUGGCACGUUGCCAUGAAUAAGCUUUGCCUACACAGUGCCAGUUUGUUGCAUCCCAAACACAUUAUCUUUAUCAUUUCGCAUGAUGCGAGUGGCAAAGUGAUUUUGGUGCCAGGGUCGUUGCCUUGCCGAACAUGCUCAACAUUCUCUGGCGAGUACUGCGGCAUUGAAAUUUUUUCAUCCAUAAGCCGUAGUGUUAUGACUUCCGUCUUUGGAAGAGGUACUACUGUAUGCAAAAUACGAUUGCUUUUUCUAUUUAUCCUGCCAGUCAUUAGCCAGUGUUCGUCUUAUGCUCUUUCAGCUAAGAAUGGAAAAAUUUGAACAGUUGGAAAGCUGGAUAUUGAUAUAACAAACACUGAAUAACGAAUUAUUGGAUAUUAGGGAAUAUCAGAUAAAAGAAAAUAAAUAUAUAAUGUUUCUUGCUGAUAUCAGCAUGUAAUGAAUAUGGUAUGCCUAUAACUAAUAUCGGAUAUAACAAAGGUACUUUAAUGUUGAAUGCAACUUUCUUGUCACGAGAUUUGGCUCUAUUUGCAAAAUAUUUUCUCUAAGCUUCCGAUGCUAGAUUUCAAGAACUUCUAACAUGCUCGUGCAGUCCAUAAUUCACCAGCACCUUUACCAUCAUUUCAUUAUCACUGUGACGUGAGAAAAGUAUUGUGAAUUCCGCUCCUGGCUAACAAAUGAUUGGAUGUGAGCGAACACGUAUAGAUACAGGUGCUGUGAUGGGAUCCAAUGUGGUAUUGUGGUCCCAGUGAAAAUUUUCCUCUGCCGGGUGCUUCGCCAGACUUUCCGACUUUCAUUUGCGCUGCUGAUGUUUGCGUUUUUCGCUGCUUGAGCACAUUUUGCAUGAUGUGCCUUCUCAGCUGUGAGAAUGAGACAGCAGUACUUGGAAGUUGAAAGACGGUGCGUUGUGGAGAGUUGCAGAGUCAGGCAUUCCCAGCCAGGAAAUGUUGGUACCAUGGUGAAGAAACCGACUCUAGCUUGCUUUAGGCAAGCUGCUAUUAAGCUUGCUUCUUACUCUCCUUAACAUUUAUUAGCACAUAGCUGUUGCAUUUAUGUUAGAGGCAGUGCUAGGCACCUUGUGAUUACGGUGUAAUUUGAUGUGCUUAUGGAUAGUUGGCAGCAAGUUGAAAUGUUGUCGGUGGUUGAAGUAUACUGGUAAUCUUUGACUUACUCGCAUAAAGCCUUGAAAUGAACCAAGUAUGCUGUGGUUCAUGUACUUAGUUUUAUACUCGUUCACCAUGCCACCUCUUUAAGAUAAUAGGCAUAUUGGAUUCUAAAUUUCAAGUGUUCAAAUGGUGUACAUUGUCAUCCUGAUUAUAUGUUGUGCCUCCUAGGUAGCUGUCUCGGCAACUCUUGUUUGCACAGAACGAAAAUAUCUGCAAUGUGCCAACAUAACAAACCCGCCUCCCCCCCUUUUUUUUCUAAGUCAAGUUUUCUCUCUCUUGCCUCUUUGUGCUGGGCAGUAAAGGUGGCAGAUUUUGCUUGCAUUUCUUGCUGUGUUCUGCACAGUUAUGCUGCCUUUUAAGUGAUGAAGUACCAUUUGUCUGGCAUGGUCAAAACCUACUGAUAUUGUGAGCAUAAACGCAGCUGUCUGUAGUACAUGUAAGUGCGUAAAAGCAACAUAUUUUAAUUAAGUACUUAAUGCUUGUGCGCCUGCUUGUAAUUUGUGUUGCCACUCAAGAGAUUCAUCAGGGAUGUCAUUCUUGCGGUCAUUCAUGGGCCACUCAGUAAGUGGCUGUUGCAGCAAGUAUACAGGACUCUGAAGCAGCAGAAGCUUGAUGUGGGCGAGUUGGUUUUGCACACUUGAAGAAAAGAGCGCUACAAAGACGCGGACUAAAAGAGGAACAUGUACGACGGACAAGGCGCUACUUCCAACUAAAUGUUUUUUGAAGAAACAGGCUUUUAAAUAGAUACAACCUAGAAUGGCCCAUCGUGACAUCCCGACCUCCCUAUCGCAUUAGAAAUGCUAUCUCUUUUUUGGUAAGCAUCACUGAAGGGCAGCUAAUGCACGUGCCUUCGGCCUUUGCAAUGUAGAAUGCUUCUAAUAUAUCUCGUUCUAGUCUGUCUCUAGACCGUGCCAGAAACCUGGUGUCACGAAGAUACGGGUGGCAAUUGUGACGUUUAGUGUUUUGCCAGGUGGCCCCCCGCAUUGUUAUUUACGGCCCAAUUGUGCUCACGCGCCCUUUCAUUAAAACACCGUCCGGUUUGACCGAUAUAAACCUGUUGGCAACUUAGGGGUAUCUCAUAUAUGACAUUACUUUUGCAAGCCAUGUACUGCACUGCAUGUUUCUUGGAGCAUGGUUCGAGUUUUGCUUUUGUCAUCAUAGGGCGUAUCUUGGCCAGCUUACACGGUGCACUGAAAAGAAGAUUAACACUGUGCCUUUGCGCCUUCAGUGCACCGUGUAAGCUGGCCAAGAUAUGCCCUAUGAUGACAAAAGCAAAACCCGAACCAUGCUCUAAGAAACAUGCAGUGCAGUACACGGCUUGCAAAAGUAGUGUCGUAUAUGAGAUACCCAUAAGUUGCCAUCAGGUUUAUAUCGGUCAAACCGGACGGUGUUUUAAUGAAAGGGCGCGUGAGCACAAUUGGGCCAUAAAUAAGAAUGUGGGGAGCCAUCUGGCAGAACACUGUAAAUGUCACAAUUGCCGCCCGUAUCUUCGUGACACCAGGUUUCUGGCAUGGUCUAGAGAUAGACUAGAACGGGAGAUAUUAGAAGCAUUCUACAUUGCAAAGGCCGAAGGCACGUGCAUUACCUGCCCUUCAGUGAUGCUUACCAAUAAAGACAUAGCAUUUCUAAUGAGAUAGGGAGGUCGAGAUGUCACGAUGGGUCAUUCUAGGUUGUAUCUAUUUAAAAGCCUGUUUCUUCAAAAAACAUUUAGUUGGAAGUAGCGCCUUGUCCGUCGUACAUAUUCCUCUUUUAGUCCGCGUCUUCGUAGCGCUCUUUUCUUCAAGUAUACAGGACUCUGCUCAUGUUUCUACCAUAUGUCACGAUAUAUCGUGGGCAGUUUUUCAAAAGUAAAAGGGGGAUAAGCUAAACAGCUGUUUACGUGGACAUCUACAUAUCAAGUCAUAAACAACAGAACUGUAAUUGCUUUGUUUUCCAUACGUACAUGGCUAUAAAAUGUUUGCCAUGCGUGUGUGUGUGUGUGUGUCUGCUAGAACUGUCGGUUUUCCUUCAACUUUGUCGCAGUAUGUAAUAAAUGUAGGUGGCAUGGUUCUAUAGAUGAAACGAAAGGAACUGCCCAAUAACAAUGGGGCUCUACAAUGUGACUUUUGAGAACACAGCUUGUGCCUAUAGAAAACAGUACUAUUUGUACUCUUUCAGAGAAGGCACUGAUGUUUCAUAUUCUUGGAACACUUCAUAGCGAAUGCGAUUCGGCAUGGUAAGUGGAUAAAAUUUCAAAUGUCUGUGUUGAGUGAGCCGGGGAAAAACUUGAAAUAGCUUUUGAAAACUCAAGUGAGUCUUGUUAUUACAAUUUGUUUGGGAGCCAGACUAAUAGUACUAAGUAGUACAAUUUUAUUUUCACUACAGAAAGUAAUGAGUCUGCUUUUUGUUUUCUUUGUGUGUUUGUAACUAUUCCUGUGUGCUUUACUAGAUUCUUGGAUGUGGGGUCGCAGAGGCUGUACAGUUGAAGCUGUCUGUACUUCUGUUGUGAUUUUCAAGGCCGCAUGACAAUGUCAAAGCUUCUGUUGUUGAACAGCAAAGUAAUCAUUACCAGCUGUCUGCAACACGUUUUGAUGUGCAAUAGUGGAAAGGGAAAUGUUGAAGUGACAGCAUUUUGAAAGCGUUUAUCAUGAGCCCAUGCAUACAAGUGUAAUGAAGUCAUGCCAAGUAAACUUAUUUUAAGUACCGUAGAAAAAAAAAAGAUUAUGAGAGUGUGCUAGCAGAAAGUGAUUGCACGAUUUGAUAAAGGCUUUCAUUCCAUCACUACUAUACUCAACAAGUUUUUAAAGUGUUUUGAUUUUAGAUUGACAUUUAUUACCUAUGACUUACAUGUGGAGGGCUUUGUUUCAGACUGUUAAUCUAAUAAGAAGCAUCAGCCUGAUCCUGCAGUAUGAACAGCAUGAUAAUAGGCUCUACUUUUUAUUGCAGAACCACUUUUACUUGGAAUUUGCAAAUGCAUUGUUGCCUAAAUCAUUUUUCUGGGAUGUUUACUGUAUGCUGUUCUUGUGUUCUUGGACUUCUUCAGAGCUGCUUUGCUUCAUUUGAGUAGGAAACGUGCCAAAAAUAUGUCUCUGUAAAUUGCACCAAUAAUACAUUUGCAGUUGUAAAUGUUAAUCAAGUCUGGUGCUCGAGUGCACUAAAACAAAUAAUGAAUUAGAGGGGUGGUUUAAGGUGAGACAAGUAUAGCACCUGUCAUGUAGAUAUGUAUUAUUUUUGCACAACUCACUUUGCACAAGGGAAUAGAAAAAAUACAUGUAAAAUGUAAACAGACGUUUUUCUUGUGUUUUUAUGUUCUUUUAACUAGCUAUUUAGAUAAAAUGUGUGCGUCCCCAUUGUUUCUUUUCUUAACCUAUUAUGUUCAUGUGAAUGGUGUUAUGGCGAGUUUGUUAUUUCUAGUGUGACAGUACUAAGAAAUGUACAGAGAUCCACGAAGUGUUCGUACUUAAAUGGCGUGCUCAUGCAUAGGUUUUUAGACCUUGAGGUCUAAGGUGUGUCCGUGCCCUCCACGAGACAGUUUGUGAAAGCUUGUACAGGAAGACCAGCUUGUAAAUGCGUUCUCGGUUUUUGUAAAUGUGUUGCCAUUUGCCCCACAGUUCUUGCAGGCCUUUGUGCUUCGCAGCCAAGACUUGACAUGCCGAAGGGUGGCUGGAACUUCAUAAUGCAAUGUGCCAUUUUGCUUGGCAGACUGACGUGUGUGUACAUAGCGUUCUGCGGCCAGAAGGCUUUCAUUUGUUCUUACAGUGCUGUAUGUAGUUUUAUCAGGGACAGCAGCAGUGCAUUGUUUUGAAGAAGGAAAAUAUUCUCUCUUCUGUUAGGUUAGAGAAAAAAAAAGUGAUUUCAACUCGUGACACUCUAGUGUGGUCAGUCUUGUACUGAAGUGUUUUUAAAUAAAGAAAGUUCUGUAAAAGUG
This is a messenger RNA of Dermacentor andersoni, 9839 nucleotides long. RefSeq lists its product as uncharacterized. NCBI's taxonomy places the organism in Eukaryota, Metazoa, Arthropoda, Arachnida, Ixodida, Ixodidae. Gene Ontology annotation, molecular function: phosphotyrosine residue binding. The record is from RefSeq and is a predicted model, not a curated record.